UUGGUAUAUCCCUUGCCGAGUAUUUGAACCCUUCCCCCUCCUCUUCACUUGGCCAUACUUUCUUCCUCAAUUGGGCUAACCCAUUCACUUAGUUUGUUUGCAAAAACGGGAUACCUUUUGAACCUGAUACCCACUGGUAGUUUUCUUUUUCUCCAUUGUGGCUCUGAGUCAACCCCUUAGUUAUAUCACCUCGCCUCCCCUUCCACCCGGCCUGAUUUUCCUGCUCGAGAUUUCAGCAUCAUCUGGGGAACACAACAAGUCUAAGACCAACCUGACUUCCUUUCCAGUCUGUCUCAACUGCCAGGCAACACAAUUACCUUCCACCUCUAGGAGGACAACAAACAAAACCGCCGCUGCUUUCCUCUUUCUGUGGUGUAAUCGAAACACCACACUUCCAAGUCGUUGUACGAUCACCGUCAUACCAAACCGGAAUGACCAUCCACACCAAAUCCGCAACACCGUACUACCAGGACUCAACCACCAGGCCUCCGUCCUAGUGACAUCUCAUCCGCGCCUCAUUUGCCGUUUACAAAAAUCUCAAACCCGCAAUAUACCCUCCAGUCCCGCACAAAACCCACCCCUCCUUGCAAAGUCUCCAUGUCUUUCCGUGGAAAGUUUUAUUCACUACUCCAAACCUAGACCCCGAACAUCUCAGACCUUCUCUUAGCUAGCUUGAGAGAAGCUAACCCAAUACAACCUCUUCCUUGCCGGUGCGCAACUUUGCCUACCCCGGAGCGAUCCUCAAAUCGACCGCUAUCACCUAGCCAUAUCAUCAACCACUACAACCGGUUCAAUGUCGAUGGGGAUGGACCGCCUCGAGAAGAGGCUGGACCGGUUGGAGAGAUUUUUCCACAGAAAGAGGAAGCUGUCGCCGCGCAAGUCGGGCGCUAUCGAAAGUGGACCUUUCACAUCGCUGUCGCACUCGGCUUCAGCUCCAACUAUCCAAAAAUUUCCAACGCCAUCUUUCAUCAGACCGACCUCAACUCGCAUGCUGGCUAGGGAGGAGGUAACAUUGGCGCGCCAAAGUGCCCGACGCACAAAGAGCCUCCCCGAAUCUCCAAGCGAUCCCUAUAGUCCGUCCUUCUCGAACUCCGAGCAUGGACUCAGAACAGGAUUUACCCCCAGGCGGCGCAAUCAGGGCCCUUCAGUACCUCAGCGGUCUUCUUCCCUAGUCAGCAGACAAAUGGACGCCUCUCUAGCCGAACUUCUCGAGUUCAGUUUUUCCGGUCGCUCUACAAGGAGUCACGAUGAGCUAUCUGCUUUAUCUAUGCGCCGCUCGAGGUCCGGUCACAAGUCACCUUCACGCUCGACUUCCAUAUCGAUUUCUCCGCGAGCGCAGCCAGGCAGGAAACGCCAUCCCAGCCUACACAUCCACACACAUCUGCAGACGCCUUUGUCCUUAGCGCAGCAACAUAAAUCUUGUGAUUCAAUGCUUUCCCUGUCACCGACAUCUCUCUCGCAUGGGCAACUUACUCCGGCUGCCUCUCCAAGACUGAUCCCGCUCCCUGCUCCAGAACCCAACGAGCUGCAUGAAAUUACCUUGUCGCCGUCGAGAAGCCCUCCAAGUCGGACUGCGACACUUGUCUGCAAAAAGCCCGUCUCGGAGUUGAAGACUCCGGUCAGCGGCCUUAGCACAGAAAGAUCUGCCCCUUCCAUCAGGAUCAACACCAUUCUCCGGGAACCAAGCUUCAAUGACUUCUUGGCCCUUAGCGAUGAUGAUAUCGCUGAUGAUCUUGCCAACGAGCAAUCGCUGUCGCAGACAAGUUACAUAACGUCUUCGGGGUCAUCAAGCUACGAUCUGCCGCUGAAUCGUUUCGCUUCAAUUUCCUCUCCGCACAUGGUGAGCGAUCACCCCCUGUUGACACUUUCUCCUCCUCUGGCCAGCAAGCCUGCUACUACAGCAGCCUUUGAAGCUGCUCGGAUUGCGUCAAAAUAUCACUUUGACCUUGUGUAUGUGGUCAACCUGUGGCCCAGUCGGAAUGGCUCUAUUCAGUCUACCGGUUUCUCAAAGAGGUCAUCCAUGUCAUCGCUUUCGACCUCCACAACCCUUCUCAACUCUCCUUCGUCCCCUAGCGCAUCGUUUUCCGCCAUAUCGACAGAAGAAAACCUCGGACUGCUGUUUCCGCUACCCUCUGAAUAUCGACCUAUGACUGGUCGUUUGUUGGCCGCGUACGGGCUACAUUCUCUCAUGAGCCCGUUCCGUAUCUCAGCACCGGUCCACCGCAAGAUCCUCGAAUCUGAUCACUGGUUGGAAUAUCGCAGCGACGAUGCGGCUAAGAAUGAAUUCGCUGAAGGUUAUAGCUGUUCGUUCUACACUGGUUGUACUUAUCCAGGUCCUUUCAGCGUGCUUGGCGAGAAGGCAGGCAGGCAUGGUGGCGUCAAGAACCACGGAAUUGUAUUUGCGGCAUAUCGCCUGCCGCAGAAUGCCGCUACCAUAAGCGGAAGUAGCGUGGAGGAGCUGAAGGAGCUCCGCAAGGAUGCCGAAGCGCUGGUGAAUCUGGCACUCGAUACCUAUACGGAUCACAAAGAGAAACGGGGAGACGGGACGUGGAGGUGUACCCUGGAUGACGAUAAGAUCGUGCCAGUGGUCAGUCGACAGUUGCUCGUGCGUUAAGACCCGAGAAUUUCCUAUCACCAUUUGUCCUCGAACAGAGAGGGUCACAUGUUUUCAAGGUUAUCCAACAAACAAAAGAGAAUCAAAAAUACUGCCUGGUCUUACAAUUGAGGUCCUGUGGGGAUAUCGACAAGGCUGUCGAAACUCCCAUCGUUUCUGUUCAUCUACGCAACAUCAUUUUCCCUGGUCGGCAAUUUACUAGGGCAUGAGGUUAGGAAAACUCAAAAGGCGCAAGGGCGCGGGCAUGUAUGUAUGAAUUAAUGAAAAGACGAUGUGCGAUACCCAAUCAAAAUAAUGACAAAUACAUAGUUAAUC
Molecule: messenger RNA, 2929 nt
Organism: Neurospora crassa OR74A
Lineage: Eukaryota; Fungi; Ascomycota; Sordariomycetes; Sordariales; Sordariaceae
Exons: 1
Coding region: 794-2614 (606 amino acids)
Source: RefSeq, a predicted model, not a curated record